AUGUUCUUGAAAACAUCGAUUGAGCGGCUUCUCAACGAGUCUUCAAUCCAUAAACGGAAUAAUGUGGAGCUGAAAAAGGCUUGUGAGACUGCUCUGGGUGAGUUGUUAACCGUUUGUUUGUUUUUAUGUGUUUAGAAAGACUUGGGCUUGGUAUUUUUGAAGUCUUCCAUGGUAUUUUCGCAAGGAUCUCGCAGAAUUUUGGGCUAUAUUAUACUUGACCUACGGGUAUAAUAUUUUGGUUGAUUUUGGGUAAUUCGAAGAUUUCUACUGGCUAGGCCGUUUACUUGGAGCAUGUGCAUGCUGUCUUUGAGCAAUUUAUCUUUGAAAUUCUGCAAUUCUCGGUUACUUUGACCUUGUCUUAUUCAUGUUAAGCUUUAAUACCAAGGGCCGUUCGGUUUUCUUCAAAUGUAGGGUUUAUUUUUAGAACAGCUCGGUCGAGAGGGCGAAGUGAAGGAAAACAAUCAUACGGGUGGAGUUUUGCCUUCGCAUCAUGGCUACAUUUUUGCCGAUCCGUAUUUUCUUCCACUUGAUCUGGCCUGUCGCUCAAGCACUCCGAAAAUUGCCGCCAUCGCCUUGGAUUGUAUACAAGUGAGUCUGCUGUGCUUUUUAUUUUCUUCUGUGUUUAGAAACUGGUAACUUACGGGCAUUUGAUUGGAAAUACGACGGAUCCCGCAAAUCCGGAGCGAAAGUUGAUCGAUCGGAUAGUUGAAGCUGUUUGUCAUCCGUUCGAUGGUCCGCAGACCGACGAAAAUGUUGAGUUGCAAAUUAUCAAGGUGUGUUUUUAGUGAUACCAAUUUUUUGGAGUGUUUAGAAACAUAAAUAAUAUUAUCCAUGACAACAACUUUGAAUUCCAGGCUCUUCUCGCCAUGGUGUUGAGCAGUAAUACACAAGUUCAUGACGCCGCUCUCCUCAACAGUGUCCGCAUCUGUUUCAACAUUUGUUUGGCCACCAAAAAUGCCACAAAUUGCUCAACAGCGAGGGCGACAUUAACGCAAAUAAUUACACGGGUUUUCGAAAAGAUGGAAGAAAACGAAUACGAUGGGGAAUAUGCGGAAGAGUCGGAUGAUGUGGUAGUGAAAUCGGUGUUGGACCAAUUGGUCAAUGAUAUUGUACAUAGUCAAGAACAUUCCGACGAAAAGACGCAGAAGAGUUUCGAAGAUCACACCAACAACAACUCCACCUCGUACCAGCUGGAGUUCAAGUCGACGGAGGAGAAGGACGCCUUCCUUCUGCUGCGCGCCCUCUGCAUGCUCAGCAAGAAGGGCGCCGCCACCUCGGACCCGCAAAGCCACGAACUCAACAGCCUUCAUCUGAGCCUGGACAUGAUUUUAUUGGUCCUCCAAAAGAGCAAGAUCACCUUCCCGGACAAGCACAGCUUCAUCUACGUCCUCAAGUACUAUCUGUGCCCGGCGUUGAGCAAAAACGCCUCGUCGUCGGUGAUUUCGGUCUUCGAAAAGUCGCUCGCCAUUGUCGUGGAGCUGAUCAACAAGUUCAGGGCGCAUUUGAAACCACAAAUUGAGGUAGGGAAAUUUGUGGGAAACAAAUUUUUGGGUCGAUUGGGAGGGGUAUUUUUAACAGGGAAAUUAUUACUUGUAUGUGGUAUGGAGUUACAAGUCGAGAAAUAUAUCAAAAAGAGACCGUUUCUAAAGCCUAUUUUCAAAAAUUCACACCUCAAAAGGCGAGCUUUCAACCAAAAAUCAUCUUUUUUAUCUUCACCAUGACAUUUAUUUUUUUACUCAUCAAAAAAACCUCAAAUUUUACCACCAAAAUAAAGGAAAUAAAAAUCCGUCAUCAUGACACAUUUAAUUUAGACUCUUUCUAAAGCCUAUUUUCAAAAAUUCACACCUCUUAAGGCGAGUUUUCAACCCGAAAUCAUUUUUAUCUUCACCAUGACAUCUUAUUGAAAUGUUGCAAAAAUCAAAAAACUUUUCUUACAAGGAAAGUACUUCAAUGGGGCAUGGAGUUACAAGCCGAGACAUAUCAAAAAAUUCGCAAAAUUUUUCUGAUUCAGAAUGUGUAAAAAUUAGCUGCCCAAUUUUGGUUUGUGAGGGCGAAAAAAUCCUCAGAACCUUUCUCGCAACUGCACGCUGAUGCCCCAUUUUUUACAUUGGAACUCAUAUUAAGGUGUAGUAUUAAUCAAAUUUGAUAUUUUGAGGAAUUGUCAAGAUAUUAGGGGUUACUUUAGCUCAAAAACAAUCCUUUUAAAUUGGUAAAAACCUGGUGAAAAAAGUUCUGACAAGGGAAUGGUCUGAAGUUUGCUUUUUUGACCAAGUUUUUACCAAUUCAAAGGUUUUGUUUUGAGUUAAAGUACACCCUAAUAUCUUGACAAUCCUCAAAAUAUCAAAUUUGAUUAAUACCUUAAUACUAGUUCCAAUGUAAAAAAGGGGCAUUUGCGUGGUGUUGCGAGAAAAGUUCUGGGGUUUUUUUCACCCUUAUAAACCAAAAUUGGGCAGCUAAUUUUAACAUAUUUUGAAAAUCAGAAAAAUUUUGCGAUUUUUUUGAUAAAUGUCUCGACCUGUAACUCCAUGCCCCAUUGAAGUACUUUCCUUGUAAGAAAAGUUUUUUGAUUUUUGCAACAUUCCAAUAAGAUGUCAUGGUGAAGAUAAAAAUGAUGAUUUCGGGUUGAAAACUCGCCUUUAGAGGUGUGAAUUUUUGAAGCCAGGCUUUAGAAAGGGUCUAAAUUAAAUGUGUCAGGAUGACGGAUUUUUUUGUUAAAUUUUGGUGGUAAAAUUUGGAAAAUUUUUAUUUUUGAUGACUAAAAAAUUUUUCGAUUUUUUUCAGUAAAUUUGACAACAAUUUCGCUUGUAGGUCUUCUUCAACACCGUGAUCCUCCACUUCCUCGAGUCCAACACCUCCGACUUUGAGCACAAAUGGAUCUCCUUGAACACGGUCUCCAAGAUCUGCGACGAUCCCCAAAGCGUGGUGGAUAUCUACGUGAACUACGACUGCGCCCUCUCCUCGGCCAAUGUGUUCCAACAACUGGUGGAGCAGCUCUCCAAACUCACGAAAAGCACGGUAAUUCCGGCGCACGCCGCCCAAGGCGCGAAGGAAAAGGAGAAACACAUCCGGGAGCUGAGUCUGAUAUGCUUGGUGAAGAUCCUGAAAUGCCUGAUGCAGUGGUACGAGAAUAUGUAUCGGGAAGAGGACUCUCAAAGCCGAUUGGACACGGAAAAUGCGGACGAUUCGAUGUCCGCCAACAAUAGCUCCAGCACUUUGCUUCAUCAGUUUGAACAAAGAAAGCAGCAGAAAAGUAUCUUGGAACAUGGGUUGGACUUGUAAGUUGGCUUUGGAGUAAUUGAGAAUUGGUCUGAGAGUAUUUUAUGAUGUUUUGGGAGUAGUCGGUCUGGAUUUUGACAGAAAUUUUGAGGAAAUUUGAAGUUUUGACCAAGUGUAAUAUAAAAAUUUUUUGUAUGGAGGGCUUUGAGGUGAGAGAGAGGCUUCUUGUCUAUUUUGGAGGAGUUCUGAGGGUAGUUGGCCUCAUUUUAGACUGUAAAGUUGAAGAAAAUAAAAAAAAUUUUGCCUAGUGUAAUAUAAUAAUUGAAAAGUUGGAAGCUCAUAAGUGGCAGGAUGGCUUUUUGGUGAUAAUAGAGGAGUUUUGAGGUCUGUUGCUGCAAUUUUGUACAACAGUUUUGCCCAUUUUUCCCAAAUUUUGUCUACUGUAAUAUAAAAAAAUUUUAACUGAAGAUGGGAAAUUUAGCAUUAUUAGUGACCAUGGGCUUUUGUAAUGUUUAUAAUAAUUAUUGUUUUCAGAUUCGCCGCAAAGCCCAAGAAAGGCCUGGCCUUUUUCCAAGAGAAGAAAUUCAUCGAAAACACCCCGGAAUCCAUCGCCAAGUUCUUUUUCACCGAAGAACGAUUGUCGAAAGAAACAAUUGGCGACUAUUUAGGCGAAAGGGACCAAUUCAACAAGGAAGUGAUGAUGUGUUAUGUGGAUAUGUUCAAUUUCUCCAACUUGACCGUUGUGGGAGCGCUGCGCAAGUUUUUGGAGAAGUUCAGAAUCCCCGGCGAAGCACAAAAGGUGGAUCGGUUGAUGGAAAAAUUCGCCUCACGAUACAUCGAAUGCAAUCCGAAGUGAGAAUUUGAAUUUUUUUGGGGUUUUUUGGGAAAUUUGGGAUUUUUGAUUUUUUUUUUUUUUUUUUUUUUUUUUUUUUGAGAAUUUUUAGAUAUUUUUUGGUAAAAUACGUAGUGUAAUAUGCUGUUUUUAUAACUUCUAGGGAUUUUUCGAGAGUUGGAUAUUGAUUUUUAUCGUGUUAGAUGCUUUUAGGUAACAAAAUUUUUAAAGCUUGGAAAAUUUGAGGGACUGUUUUGAAUAUUUAUAUUUAGUAAUGUAGAAUAUGACAUAUUCAAAGUGUCGAAGGAUUUUUGAACGUUUUUGUCUGAGUUUGAGACCGUAUUUUCCAUUUUUAAAAGAUUUUAGGUAACAAAUUUUUGAUUUUUGAUAAAUUUAAGGGGUAAUUGGGAUUUUUCGAGUGGCUAUGGUAAACUACGGAUUGGAUAACUUUUACUAAGUUUGAUUUUUUUGUUUUGGACAAUUUUAGGUGUAAAUUAUAGAUUUUUUAAAAUUUUUUUGACUAUUUCCGCAAAUUUGACCUUCAAAUUGCAGCGCCCGCUCCUACGCCUCCGCCGACACGAUCUACGUGCUGGCCUACUCGAUUGUGAUGCUGACGACGGACCUGCACAGCGCGCAAGUGAAACAAAAAAUGUCGCGCGAGGAGUACAUCAAGAACAUCCGAGCGCUGAACUACACCAACGACCUGACCGACGCCUUCAUCAACGACAUCUACGACGACAUUGCGGCCAACGAGAUCAAGAUGAAGGGCGAGAAACACAAGUGGCGCCGCGUGGACACCACCAACACCACCCACCGCCAACUCAAACUGAUCCAAAAAAGCGAGUUCGAGCUGAUCGCACACAACGCGCACAGCCUCAUGGAAGCCGCCACGUCCGCCAGCACCGAAUACACAAGCGCCACGCAUCUGGAGCACGUCCGCCCCAUCUUUGAGGUGAUCUGGCAGCCCUCGUACGCCGCCUUUUCGAUUGGUCUACAGUCCAGCGACGAUCACGACAUAUGGUCCCAAUGCCUUCAUGGCUUUCGAUAUUCGAUCAGAGUGGCAUGUGUGUUCCGCAUGAAGAACGAACGCAACGUUUUUGUGGAUGCCCUGAAGAAGUUCACCAAGCUGGCGACCAAAAAUUUGAGCGACAUGAAAGCGAAGAAUGUGGAGGCCAUAAAAUUGCUGAUCACGGUCGGCGAUGAGAACGGAGACUACCUAGAUGAGCGCUGGUUGGACGUACUCGACUGUAUCAGCCAGCUGGAGAUUGCUCAACAACUGGGAAGCGGAAAGAACCCCGAAGACCUCCGAAGAGCCCUAAAUGUCACCGACAAAUCGCUGGGAACCCUUCAGGAAUGCCUCGACGAAACCUCAAGCCAAAGCGUGGUGGUUGCGGUGGACAAAAUCUUCCAAAAGAGCAGUAGAUUAACGGGAGAGGCGAUCGUCCACUUUGUCGACGCACUCUGCACUGUUUCAAGAAAUGAACUGGCCAUCCCAGGCGCGCCGCGAAUGUACAUGCUGCAGAAAAUUGUGGAAAUCUCGUUCUACAAUAUGAACAGGAUCAGAAUUGAGUGGUCCUUCAUCUGGAAGAAGAUUGGGGAAUUGUUUAAUACGGUGGGUUACGGUAGAAAUUGAAAGGGGAUUUAUGGAGGAAAUAUGGAAAAUUUGGGGAAAGUAGAGGGUCUAUUGGAGUUUUUAGGCCAUCUUAGAGGGGUUAGAAUUUUUUUGGAGUAGGGUGACAUUUUAUACGAUGGAUUUUCGAAAAUUUCUUUUUGUGGAAAAUGGGUAAAAUAAGGUGAAUGGAAGUGCGUAAUGAGUAGAAAAGACGAUUGAAAGUGUUCUUAGACCCUUGGCACGAUUAUAUCGCAAUGACAGGGUUUUUGGAAUUUUUUGAAAUUUCCAAAAUUUUUGAGAUUUUCCAAUUUUUUUUGCUUAUUUUUGAAUUUUCAGGCCGGUGUCAGCUCCAACGAGACCAUUUCCUACUUUGCACUCGAUGCCCUGAAGCAAUUGUCAUCGAAAUUUCUGGAAAAGGGCGAACUCCCCAAUUUCAGUUUCCAAAAAGAAUUCCUCCGCCCGUUCGAACUGAUCAUGGAGCGAAGCCAGAGCCAGUCGAGAAGAGAGCUGAUCAUCCAAUGUAUCGGCAACAUGGUCAAAAGCCACGCGAACAGAAUACGAUCCGGCUGGAAGAAUAUUUUCUCGGUCUGUGCCAUAGCCGCGUUGGAUCAAAGGGCCGAAAUUGUGGAGUCCGCGUUCAAAAUCACUUCGGAUAUUGUUAGUAAGUAACAAGGAGGUGCUAAAGAUUCUAUGCUAGUUUUUUUCCGGUCGAAAUCGGCGAAUUUUGGGCUUUUUUGGAAGUUUUCGCGAAUUUCCAGAAAAUCCGUCAUUGUGAGGGAAAAAAAUGGUGCAGAUUGAGCAUCGUUACUAUGAAAAUUUGAGAGAACAGUGAAUUUGGCUACAGAAAGUUGGAUUUGAAAAAAUAUUGACGAAAGAUUCAAAAAUAAAGAUGUCAUGAUGACGGAUUUUCUGGAAUUUUUGAAAAGUGGUCGUUUUGAACGGGGUUUUUGAAAAUUUUGAUUGAGCCUUUUUUACAAUGUCGUUUUUUACGAUUUGUGACUCUGAAAUAACAAUUUUUUAGAAGGUUUUUGCCAAAUUUUACCAGCUUGUCUAGUACAAUAUAAUUUUUGUUCGAAUUUGACCAUUUAUUUCAGAUAAUGUGUUCCCCGAACACUUUGUGGAGCUCCUCGACUCAUUCCAAGAAGCCAUCAAGUGUCUGUCCGAGUUCGCCGGCAACACGGACUUCACGGACACCUCCAUGGAAGCGAUCGCUUUGAUCCGAAGCGCCGCAACGCUCGUCUCACAAAACGCCGACGUCAUCAACGAACACCUCAGCGACGACGACUUGGCCCUGGAGCAGUCGACGCAAAAAGUCUGGAUGAAGGGAUGGCUCCCGAUCAUUUUUGAGCUCUCCAGAGUCAUAAAUCGAUGCAAAUUGGACGUCCGAACACGAAGUUUGACCGUAAUGUUCGAAAUUGUGAAGACUUAUGGUGCAGACUUUCGAUUGGAUUGGUGGACGGACCUGUUCCACAUUGUGUUUAGGAUCUUUGACUUUGAUAAAUUGAAUCAGCUCGGACCUGAGGUAAGGGGAAGAUUUGGGAUUGGAGGGAGGUAAAAAUUAAUUGAAAAGGUGUGUGGGAGGGUUAGAAGUUAGUUGUGAGUAGUUUGGAAUGGAUUGAAUAUCAAAAAUUGGAUGUUUUGAGACCUUUUUGAGUAUUUUUUGUCAUGGAUAAUAUUAUUUUUGAUGUUUUUGGAGGUUUAUUUGGAGUAUAGAUGACAUUUUUGAUAUGUACAGCAAUUUUCAGCGUGAUAGAGAGUACUGCUUGGGUUUUGCGCACAUUUUUUGAUAAAAUUUUUGCCAUGGAUAAUAUAAAUCGUAAAAUUUUUUUUAAUUUUUUGAUGAAUUUUGAGUGAAUUAUAGCUUCUUUUGUCUUGUAAACUGGUAUUUAAUAGUUUUUUUGGUGUUUAAGUUUGAGAUCCCACCUUUUUCGACAUAACUUUUAUCAAGGGUAAUAUAAUUUUUCGUUUUUCAGAAGUCAAUUUGGAUGGAAACCACAUGCCAUCACGCCCUCUACUCAAUAAAUGACGUGUUCACCUGUUAUUUCGACCAACUGGCCCCAACUUUGCUCAAGGUUUACUACCAACAACUGUUCAUUUGCAUCCAAAAUGGAAGUGGGAACCUUGCACCGAACGCCGUCCAAUGUUUCGCGUCCCUGGUGUCGGAGAAUGGCGACAAAUUCACGGAGAAAAUGUGGCUGGAAACCAUGGACUUUAUUGUUGAGGUGUUCAAUUCCUCGAUUCCGGACUUUGAAAAAACGGAUCCGGCUCUGGUGGAGGCGGUCAAAAUUCAAAGUAAUGCCAACCCCGACAGCACAAUACCAAAUGGAAUCCAACCGGCCAAGAAUUCGCCAAUUCAUGAGGAUGGACCAAUACAGUAAGGAAUUUGGAUUUGGUUUUGAUUUUAGGGGAUUUGGAGGAUUUUGGGAGAUUUUGAGAGAUUUUUGAGGAUUUUUUUGGCGUUUUUCGGGGUUUUUGGAGGUUUUAGAGGAUAUGUAUAGAGGUGGCAAUCGGGCUGGGCCGGCCCGGCCGGGCCCGGUGAUUGGGCCGGGCCGGGCCGGGCCUGAGCAGAUUUGAAAAAGCCCUGGGCCGGCCUGACCGCUUCGGCCCACGGGCCGGGCCGCGACUUUCGGCCCGGCCCGGCCCGGAAGGCGGAAAAAUAAAAAAAUUUUAAUAUUAAACCAGCAAAAUAAGGCACAAAAUGCUUUGCAGAAUUGAUGCAUGGAUAUUAAAUUAAGCCUUUUUGACCCAUAUGCUGUUUUACUAUCUUUUAAAACUCCUUAAAAUCUCUUCGAAUUUUUGAUGAUAAACUUAAACAUUUCACUGUAAUUUGAUGACAUGAUGUAAAUGAAAGUGUUUAAGCAGUUUUUGAUUAAACAUGUUGCCUUAUAACGCCCAUAUAUUUACAUAGCUAAAUUCCUAUGGGAUAAAAAAAAUCGACACAAUCCAACUUUUUGGCUAGGUUUUAGGUACCUGCUCGGCUGUCCCAGUCAUCCGACUAGACGUUUUAGUUUCACUUAUACACGCGCAUAAACCCUCUGGAAAGCGUAAAAACUUCCAAUAGAAAAUGCAAAGACUUUUAUCCAACCUUUUUGUAUCAGUCUGUCGAGAAAAUAACGGCGGAUCGUCGCGCCUCGGAAUCGCCCGUCAUCGCUUUGCGACUGCAAGCCGCGGCUUGGGAUUUGAUGCGCGAUAGCGGCGAGGCGAGACAUUUUGCUGCGACGAUCCGCCGUUAUUUUCCCGACAGACUGAUAUUAGCGGGCCAAACAGGGCCGGGCCUGAGCAAAUUUGAAAAAGCCCUGGGCCAGCCUGGUCACUUCGGCCCGCGGGCCGGGCCGCAAAAAUCGGCCCGGCCCGAUUGCCACCUCUACAUAUGUAAGGGUUCAGAAAGGUGAUUGCCGAGUUUUAUGGAGCUUAGGAUAAGAUUUGUCUAUUUUUUUAGGAGUUUUGGAUCAUUUUUGAGGGGUUUUUAUAUAUUUUUGUUAUGAUAUUGUCAUAAAUAUUGGGAAGUUUUGUGGAUGUUAGGCUUUGGUAAUCGAUUUAGAAGGAUUUUGUUUGGUCUCACGAACCAUUUUAGAACAUUUUUGAGGGAUUUUGAGCACUUUGGAUAACCUUUUUAACUUAAUUUUUUUUUCGAAUUUUUGCAAACAAAAAAGGCUUUUUAUACAUUUUUGUUAUGACAAUGUCAUAAAUAUUGGGAAGUUUUGUGGAUGUUUGGCUUUGGUAAUGGAUUUAGAAAGAUUUUUUUGGUCUCAUGAACCUUUUUAAAACAUUUUUGAGGCCUUUUCAUCACUUUGGAUAACUUUUUUAACCUGAAAAAUGUGUUGAGAUUUUUUGGAAAAAAUUUGGCAAAAGAUAAAGAAUUUGUGAGUUUUCAAAGCUCUACAGUGGCGGAUCUGAUUCAGUGGCAGAAAACGUACCAUUUUGCAUCCGAAAAGUAUCAAAAAUGUAGCAAAAUACCUCCCUCUCCGACUAAAAAAUUCCGAUUUCAAAAGCGUGCCCGCUAUUUUUUGUGAAGACGCCUUUCAAAAUGGAGUUUUUUAGUUGGAGAGGGAGGUAUUUUGCUAUAUUUUUGGUACUUCUCGGAUGCAAAAGGGAACUUUUUUUGUCACUCGAUCAGGUCCGCCACUGUCGAGCUUUGAAAGCACACAAAUUCUUUAUCUUUUACCUAAUCUUUUCCAAAAAAUCUCAAAACAUUUUUUUAAGUUAAAAAAGUUAUCCAAAAUACUCAAAAAGUUUCAAAAAUGUUCUAAACUGGUUCAUGAGACCAAAAAAAUCGUUCUAAAUCCAUUACCGAAACCUAACGUCCUCAAAACUUGCCAAUAUUUUAGACAAUAUCAUAACAACAGUAUAAAAAAAAGGAAAUCUUGCCCUUUUUGUUUGCAAAAUUUCAAAAAACAUUUUUUUUUGCAGAAACGGGUAUGAUAUCGUAACGGAGAGUGCCACCAUCCAAAAUUCCUCUCUCAUCCGGUGCCAUGUACAGCUGGAGUUGGUCAAUUCGAUCAGCAACACACUAUUCGGGUCGUCGGCGUUCAAAGUGGAGGGACCGAUCAAGAAAGCGGAGCCUCAAACCCCAACUGGAUCAAUCGCAAAUGGAUUUAUUGACGAAUCGGCUGACUUUAAAGUGAGUUGAAAUUGGUGUUUAUGGUAUUUGAGAGGGGUGAAAUGUAUUUUUGGCAUGGUUUGAGGAGUUGAUGACCUUGUUUUAGGUAGUUUUUGAGCGUUUUUGGAAAAUUUUUUAUAAAAAGUUUUCUUUUUUGGUUGUGUUUGGAAAUUUGAAGGCGUAUUUUAGCUUAAUAAUGAUCUUGAAUUGGAUUUUGAAGGUUUUCAGACGUCUUCCGACCUUAUUUUAGGUGAUUUUUGUUACUUUAAAAAAAAUUUUUUUUAGGUAUGAAUUUUGAAUUUUUGGGUUUUUUGGGAAUUUUAGGGUUUAUUUAAGCCUUUCUUCUUUUCAGGGAUGCUAUUCGAGUUGUCCCCCAACAGUUCUGCUCAAAAUUGUGGACGAAAUGCUGCAGGCUCACGACAUUGCCAGGCAGUUUAACACGGUCCAAAAGUACCGAAACAUCCUCUUCAAGGCCACGCUGAAAAUAAAAGACCUCAAAAACAAACCCAACGUCCUCAAACUGGAGUCCCACGCCAUCCAUUGCGCGCUGAAUGUGCUCCAUCGACUGUAUGCGGACUCUGAAAAUGAGGCGGAAACCAAAAAAUUGAGCGAAAAGUUGGUCAGGUACGGAAAAUUGAGGGGAAUCCAGGUCGGAUGUGGACUCUGUAGAGCAGAUUGGGAAUGGAAAUCAAGAUUUGAGAUGUGAUUUUUGGGUUUUUAGAAGAUUUUUGGGCAAAAAAUUAGAAAAUUAGAUUACUUUAGGUGAAAAUUUUAUGAAAUAAAGGGAAUUAUGGAUAAAUAGGGGUGGAAAAAGGAAAUUUAUGGGGAAAGAAAUGAUUAGAACUGUGAUUUUCGGGUCGGAUGUGGACUCUGUGAAGCAGAUUGGGACUGGAAAUGAAGAUUUGAGAUGUGAUUUUUGGAUUUUUAGAAGAUUUUUGGGCAAAAAAUUAGAAAAUUAUAUUACUUUAGGUGAAAAAUUGAUGAAAUAAAGGGAAGUAUGGAUGAAUAGGGGUGUAAAAAGGAAAUUUAUGGGGAAGAAACGAUUAGAACAGUGAUUUUAGGACUUUUCAGGAGGUUUUCACGAAAAAUUGGGGAAAUUUAUUGGACUGUCCAGAAAGUUCGUUCGUUUUUUUUAUUCUUUUUUUCACACGAAUUUGUUUGUUGUUUGGCAAAGUGUAUAUAUUUGUUUGAUGCAGCUUUUUCUCCUCUACAAAACUGUUUUUAGUUUUUUUUUUGAAAAUUUAAUUUUUUAUUAUUUUUCGGGCUCAAAAAAAUCCUGGAUGGUUAAUCCAGGAGGCAAAAAAUUUUCUUUUCGAAAAAUAAUAAAAAAAUUAAAUUUUCAAAGAAAACUAAAAACACAGUUUUGUAGCGGAGAAAAAAACUGUAUCAAAUAAAUAUUUACGCUUUGCCAAGCAACAAACAAAUUCUUGUAAAACAAAAGAAUAAAAAACCCGAACGAAUUUUCUGGACAGUCCAAUAAAUUUCCCCAAUUUUUGGUCAAAACCUCCUGAAAAGGCCUAAAAUCACUGUUCUAAUCAUUUCUUUCCCCAUAAGUGUCCCUUUCCCACCCCUAUUCAUCCAUAAUUCCCUUUAUUUCAUCGAGUUUUCACCUAAAGUAAUAUAAUUUUCUAACCUUUUGCCAAAAACAUCUUCAAAAAAUCCAAAAUUUACAUCCCAAAUCUUCAUUUUCAGUCCCAAUCUGCUCUACAGAGUCCACAUCCACCCCGAAAAUCAUAGUUCUAAUCGUUUUCCCUCAUAAAUUUCCUUUUCCCGCCCCUAUUCAUCCAUAAUUCUCUUUAUUUCAUAAAAUUUUCACCUAAAGUAAUAUAAGCUUCUAAUUUUUGCCAAAAAAUCUUGUAAAAAUCCGAAAUUUACAUCUCAAAUCUUCAACGAAAACAAGUUUAUUCUGUCAACUUUUAGCACCACCAUCUACGCCCUCGACUACUACCUCAACCUGCACUCGGAGCACCACCGCUCCAGCUGGCUGGCCGUCCUCCAAAUGCUGCUGAAUCGAACGGCCGCCCUGGACUCGCCAAAACUGGCCCUCCUGGGCCGCGAUUAUCGCCUAAAACUGGUGGACCUGAUCGUCUCACCCGAACAACCCAUAGUCAAAGAAGCUCUCCGACGGGUCGUCAUACGAUUUAUCGACUAA
This is a messenger RNA of Bursaphelenchus xylophilus (pine wood nematode), 12412 nucleotides long. Lineage: Eukaryota; Metazoa; Nematoda; Chromadorea; Rhabditida; Aphelenchoididae. The record is from the annotation of a GenBank genome assembly.